Australozyma saopauloensis is the source of this 1698-nucleotide messenger RNA. RefSeq lists its product as uncharacterized. The transcript has a single exon. Lineage: Eukaryota; Fungi; Ascomycota; Pichiomycetes; Serinales; Metschnikowiaceae. Gene Ontology annotation, biological process: DNA synthesis involved in DNA repair; DNA-templated DNA replication. Gene Ontology annotation, molecular function: enzyme activator activity; ATP binding; single-stranded DNA helicase activity. Bases 1 to 1698 code for a protein of 565 amino acids. The record is from RefSeq and is a predicted model, not a curated record. Gene Ontology annotation, cellular component: nucleus.
AUGACUCCCGACCACAACUUCGAGGACGCCUAUGCAGCACCUCUUGCAGAACUUCUACGGCCACGCACACUCGAUGAAUUCGUAGGACAAACACAUCUCGUAGACUUGCACCACGGCCAAAUCUCGGGCUUCAUUCAACUAGGAUAUCUCCCCUCAAUGGUUCUAGCGGGACCGCCGGGAGUAGGAAAGACGACGCUUGCAAGCAUCUUGGCGGCCAGCGCCAACUACAUUUUCAUUGAGCUCUCGGCGACCGAUUCCACCGUGUCGGAGUUGAAAGAGCUACUGAAGAGCAUUAGAGAAGAAAACGCGAAGCGUCUGCGACACUUGGGAUAUGAUAAAGAUGGCCGAUUGCGUGUCGCGGUAUUUAUCGAUGAGAUACAUAGAUUUCUGAAGAUCCAGCAGGACUUCCUUCUUCCGUUCAUUGAGAGCGGGGACUUUGUCUUCAUUGGAGCGACCACUGUAGAACCGCACAAGCGGAUCCGUAGAGCGAUAUUAUCGCGGUGCCAGUUGUUUUGUCUCACGGCUUUGGGUGAGCAGGACUCGCUCCAGAUCUUGCGCAGGGCCAUUUUGAACGAGAACAUUCGCCGGAAACGGAGCAGGGCGCUCUGCUUUUUGGACUAUUCGGAUAUAUCUGUGAUGGACAUUGCCAGGUAUGCAAAUGGCGACAUGAGAAGCGGCAUCAACUGUGUUGAAUUGCUUAGCUCGAAGUUCACUGGCUCUGAGUAUAGGAUCGAGGUUGUGGGACAGUUCUCUAGGCUCAGUGAGGAUAUUGUGCGGAACACAAUCGAGACACUCUACAAAAGUAGGUUGGGUAUCAAGGACGUAUCGAAUCUUGGCUUGGUAGAGCUGCUCCUACUGUGUAUUAGUGGAGAGCUGUUGGAUGUUUCCUCCGAAGGUGUUGAAUUGACUUCAAAAUCUGAGCCUGGUGCUACUAUCGCUGAUUCAGAGAAGCAGCUUCCUGUGAAAAUCAAGCUUUCUCCCUUCGUUUUGUCUCUCUUUGAGGUAGAGAGGUCCGAGCCAAUUCCUGUGGCUAUUGAGAGUGACUUCAAGCUUCCAGAUAGAGAACGUCACUGGGUUGAGGCUAUGAACUGUUCAGAUGAUAGUGAUGAGGAAAUUGGAGCAAUCCCAAGAACUUCAGACUCCUCUUCGUUGCAAUCGGUUGAUUUCGAAUCGUCUUACAAUGACUAUCGGUUGUUUUCCGCCAUUUACGCCAUGUCUCGCCUCCUCGAGAAUGGCGAGUCUGUUCUUCUCAUUCUAAAAUACUUGAUUUUAUUCACCUGCUUGUUUUCGGAAGGCAACGGAGGCGAAUUGCAGAGUGUUGUUGGCUCCAUGAAAGCUGUAGGCAAAGCAGCGGUGAAUCCUUCCCGAGUCCUCAGUGAUUGCAUUGAAUUUCUAUGUUUCAUGCCAAAAUCAAGAGAAGAACUGCUUGUUAAGCGCAUCGAACGAAUAAAAAAGUCUCUAGCCUCGAAUGCGGCAUCGGACAUUUCGAAAGAGGGAGUCCACGACCCGCUUCUGUUUGAAAUUGUCUAUGACAGAGACUUAGAAUCGCAGUUACUUGCACCAGUUACCAGUUCUCAGUCAGCGGGUCCUUUCACUGCUCAAAAUGAGUUUAAGGUUGAAUUGAUGAGUUCCAUGAGUCUGAACGACCUAAGAGAAUUUGAAUUCGGUUUGGACUCAUCAUUUUUGACAGCUUCAUGA